Messenger RNA from Acipenser ruthenus (sterlet), 3865 nucleotides. Its product is annotated as alpha-actinin-2. Gene Ontology annotation, cellular component: cortical actin cytoskeleton; plasma membrane; Z disc. The record is from RefSeq and is a predicted model, not a curated record. Gene Ontology annotation, molecular function: actin filament binding; calcium ion binding. Bases 210 to 2984 code for a protein of 924 amino acids. Lineage: Eukaryota; Metazoa; Chordata; Actinopteri; Acipenseriformes; Acipenseridae. The transcript has 22 exons. Gene Ontology annotation, biological process: actin cytoskeleton organization; muscle cell development.
AGCCCAGUCAACUCUGGUUCAUCAGCCGGGGGAGAGAGACAGUGGGAGGACAGGCACAUAGGUCAGCUCGUAAAAUCCACAUUGAUUUUGUCAUCCUGCACCUUCUGCAGCACCGACACAAGACAGCAGCAUUUACAGCAGAAAAAAAGUCACAUCGCACCAUUAAGUCAUUUUAAUACUCCUGAGAUUCUGCACCAAACCGCAGCAUCAUGAUGACCCAAUUAGAAACAACUGUACAAUACAACAACUACGAAUACGAGCAGCAGGAAGACGAGUACAUGAUACCGGAGGAUGAGUGGGACAGGGACCUGCUGUUGGACCCAGCCUGGGAGAAACAGCAAAGGAAGACAUUUACAGCAUGGUGCAGCUCCCAUUUGAGAAAAGCAGGAACACAGAUUGAAAAUAUUGAAGAGGACUUUCGGAAUGGCCUUAAACUUAUGCUGCUUUUGGAAAUAAUUUCAGGUGAAAGACUACCCAAGCCAGACAGAGGAAAGAUGCGCUUCCAUAAAAUUGCCAAUGUCAACAAAGCCCUGGACUUUGUCGCAAGCAAAGGAGUGAAACUUGUAUCUAUCGGCGCUGAAGAGAUUGUGGAUGGGAAUGUGAAGAUGACCUUGGGUAUGAUCUGGACUAUCAUCCUUCGCUUUGCUAUCCAGGAUAUUUCAGUGGAAGAAACAUCUGCUAAGGAAGGCCUGCUGCUGUGGUGCCAGAGGAAGACGGCUCCAUACAAAAAUGUUAAUGUUCAGAACUUCCACGUGAGCUGGAAAGAUGGCCUUGCAUUCUGUGCACUGAUUCACAGGCACCGACCUGAUCUCAUUGACUACUCCAAGCUGAAUAAGGAUGAUCCUGUUGGUAACCUGAACCUGGCCUUGGAAGUUGCAGAGAAACACCUGGACAUCCCGAAAAUGUUGGAUGCUGAAGAUUUAGUAAACACAGCCAGACCUGACGAAAGGGCCGUUAUGACCUAUGUGUCCUGUUACUACCAUGCCUUUGCUGGUGCUCAGAAGGCUGAGACAGCAGCUAACAGGAUUUGUAAAGUCCUGGGAGUGAAUCAAGAGAAUGAGAAGCUGAUGGAAGAAUAUGAGAGGCUAGCCAGCGAGCUGCUGGAAUGGAUUCACCGCACCAUCCCCUGGCUGGAGAACCGGACCCCUGAGAAGACCAUGAUUUCCAUGCAGCAGAAGCUGGAGGAUUUCCGCGGGUACCGGCGCAUUCACAAACCCCCCAAGGUGCAGGAGAAGUGUCAGCUGGAGAUCAGCUUCAACACCUUGCAGACCAAACUGAGGAUAAGCAGCAGACCUGCCUUCAUGCCGUCUGAGGGCAAGAUGGUUUCAGAUAUCGCAAGUGCCUGGCAGAGCCUGGAGCAGGUGGAGAAGGGUUACGAGGAAUGGCUUCUCAAUGAGAUCAGGAGACUGGAGCGCUUAGACCACCUCGCAGAGAAGUUCAGACAGAAAGCCAAUACCCACGAGAGCUGGGCAUAUGACAAGGAGCAGAUUUUGUCUCAGAAGGACUAUGAGUCGGCCUCCCUGACUGAGGUGCGUGCCAUGCUGAGGAAGCACGAGGCCUUCGAGAGUGACUUGGCCGCUCACCAGGACCGAAUGGAGCAGAUAGCAGCCAUCGCCCAGGAGCUUAAUGAGCUGAACUACCAUGCCGCUGCCGAAGUCAACGAGAGAUGCCAGAAGAUGUGUGACCAAUGGGACAAACUUGGAACGCUCACUCAGAAAAGAAGGGAAGCACUUGAGAGAACAGAGAAGCUGCUGGAAACCAUUGACCAGCUGUACCUGGAAUUUGCCAAGAGGGCGGCACCUUUCAACAACUGGAUGGAGGGGGCCAUGGAGGACCUGCAGGACAUGUUCAUCGUGCACACUGUCGAGGAAACUCAGAGCCUGAUUUCAGCUCAUGAACAGUUUAAAGCCACUCUUCCUGAGGCUGACAGCGAGAGACAGGCCAUUCUGGGAAUCCACAACGAGGUUCAGAAGAUUGCCCAGAGUUACGGUGUCAGCCUCUCGAUAAUCAACCCCUACAGCACCAUUUCUGCUGAGGAAAUUCGUGCCAAAUGGGACAAGGUGAAGCAACUUGUCCCCCAGAGGGACCAGGCCUUGCAGGAGGAGAUUGCACGCCAGCACUCUAAUGAACGCCUGCGACGCCAGUUUGCAAGCCAGGCCAAUGUCAUAGGCCCAUGGAUACAGAACAAGAUGCAGGAAAUCGGCCACAGCUCUGUUGAAAUGAGCGGGCCUUUGGAAGACCAGAUGAACCAGCUGAAGCAGUACGAGCACGUCAUCGUCGCCUACAAACCCAACAUCGACAAACUGGAGGGAGACCAUCAGAUGAUCCAGGAGUCUCUCAUCUUCGACAACAAACACACCAACUACACCAUGGAGCACAUUCGAGUUGGAUGGGAGCUCCUGCUAACCACCAUUGCCCGGACCAUGAAUGAGAUUGAAACCCAGAUCCUGACCAGAGAUGCAAAGGGUAUCAGCCAGGAGCAGAUGAAUGAGUUUAGAUCCUCCUUCAACCACUUUGACCGGGAUGACUCUGGGAAACUUCGACCUGAAGAGUUUAAGGCCUGCCUCAUCAGCCUUGGGCAAGUUGGAAAUGACCAGCAGAAGAAGAAAUCGGGCAUGGAGACUGAUGAUUUUAGAGCGUGCCUUAUCUCCAUGGGCUAUGACCUGGGUGAGGUGGAGUUUGCUCGAAUCAUGACGCUGGUGGAUCCCAAUGGUACAGGUGUGGUAUCCUUCCAGUCCUUCAUUGACUUCAUGACCAGGGAGACUGCAGACACAGACACGGCUGACCAGGUCGUCGCUUCCUUUAGAAUACUUGCUGCAGAUAAGCCUUACAUCCUUGUGGAUGAGCUGCGGAGAGAGCUGCCCCCAGAGCAGGCUGAAUACUGCAUCAUGAGAAUGCCUGCCUACACCGGGCCAGGCCAGCAGCCAGGGGCCCUGGAUUACACCUGCUUCUCAACAGCCUUGUACGGGGAGAGCGAUCUCUAACUGGAAUGUCUCACCUACUGUAGGGCUGCCCUAAAGAGGCAAUACAAGUUCAAAGUCUGCUUUUUAAAUAAAAUAUUUUGUCAGAGUUUAAGAUAUGAAAACAUCUAAUAAUAUGCAGUACAAGGAGUUUAAUUGUGUGUGUGUGUGUAUAUAUAUAUAUAUAUAUAUAUAUAUAUAUAUAUAUAUAUAUAUGUGCAUUACGUCGUGUGAUGCACUAGUAAUAUGUAAAGCAAGAUUUAUGCAAUGAAUUGAAUACAUAAAUAAACAUAUAAUAAAAAAAGAAUGACAAAAACUGUUAAAUCUGACACAUAGUAUAAGCCAGAUAUUGAAGUAUGAACACAUGCAGAAGCUGUGCCUGGUAUUCUUGUGAGCUUGAUACAUAAGGUUUUUUGGUUUUUUUUUAAAGCACUACUGCAUUUGCAUCACAGAUUUGGGGUUUGUGUUAUUCACUUUCUCACAGUAAUUGUCAGUGCCUAUUAUAACCAUCAAUAUUUAAUAUGGACCUCAGAAUUUGUUCAAUUACUCUGAUCUUUAUUAUUUUAAAAAGGUAUGCCAUUAUUUGGCACUGUCUUUACUGUUGGAAACUGGGCAACUAAUUCUGGCUUAUGAAAGAUUUUACAGAAUAUCUACAUUAUGUAUUUUAGUGGCAUGAGUGCUAGAUUAAUAGUGCUUGUUAACUUAGGCUCUUUGUUUCUGAGACUUUAUAAUAAGAAAGUGUAACUCUAAAUUGACCAGUGUGAAGACUCAAGUUAAAAAAAACAAACAAAACGAAAACCAGACUCUGUGAAACUAACAAUAAGGCACAAUGUAUAAGACAGUAUAAGCCACUAUUUUGAUGGUUUCAGACGUUUGAACUUUCAAUAAACCCAAAUAUUGUUCAA